Molecule: messenger RNA, 6401 nt
Organism: Thalassophryne amazonica
Lineage: Eukaryota; Metazoa; Chordata; Actinopteri; Batrachoidiformes; Batrachoididae
Gene: adamtsl3
Product: ADAMTS-like 3
Exons: 26
Coding region: 232-4704 (1490 amino acids)
Biological process (GO): extracellular matrix organization
Cellular component (GO): extracellular matrix
Molecular function (GO): metalloendopeptidase activity
Source: RefSeq, a predicted model, not a curated record
AUUUAGCAGCAACGUGUUUGCUUGCGGCUGGACACAAUUUGUUGGAAGCGAGCGCGAGGUGUCACGUCGUCCCUGGAAGUUGGUGGCUGAGUUUUACGAGACUGUUUAAAAAAAAAAAAAAAGUGGAACCGUAGCGCGGCGCGCCGUGAAGAGACUGAGCCGACCGCUGACUGGGAGCGCAGUCAGCAACUGCUCGUCUGCAGUUUGCAUUUCAUUUGUCAACGUCAGAGGAUGACAGGGAGCUGUUUGUGGACGGCUGGGCUGCUUCUCCUGGCUGCCGCCUGCCUGGAGAUUGGUGUGUGCGUGAGCCAUGGGGACGCAGUUUUCAUCAGAGAGUUCACUCUGAUUCGACGGGACCACCUCCAUGAGGAGCCUCUCCAUGAUGCUGGCCAAAAACCAGAGGAUCCUAGCUCACGGACGGCUCGAUCGGAGGAGGACAGAGACACGCUUUGGGACGCCUGGGGAUCAUGGAGUGAAUGCUCGCGUACCUGUGGAGGAGGAGCCUCCUACUCCCUCCGACGAUGCCUCAGUUCCAAGACCUGCGAUGGGCAGAAUAUUAAAUAUCGUACGUGCAGUAAUGUGGAUUGCCCUUCAGAUGCCGGUGACUUCCGUGACCAGCAGUGUUCAGCUCAUGCUGACGUGAGGUACCAGGGUCAAUACCAUGAGUGGCUGCCACUGUACAAUGACCCGGACAAUCCCUGUGCCCUCAAGUGUAAAGCCAAGGGCUCGGGCCUUGUGGUGGAGCUGGCACCCAAGGUUCUAGACGGCACACGUUGCUACACUGAGUCCUUGGACAUGUGUAUUAGUGGAGUCUGCCAGAUUGUAGGCUGUGACCAUGAGUUAGGGAGCACAGCAAAGGAGGACAACUGCGGUGUGUGCAGUGGCGAUGGCUCAUCGUGCAGGCUGGUGCGAGGACACUACAAAUCCCAGCAUGCUUCAGGAAAAACUGAGGACACAGUUGUCACCAUCCCCUACAAGAGUCGUCACGUACGCCUGGUUCUGAAAGGUCCGGAUCACUUGUACAUCGACAGUAAGACUCUACAAGGACUGAAAGCUGAGGUGCUGUUGUCUAAAUCGGGGCAGUACCAUCUGGAGAACACCACCUUGGACUACCAGAAACUUUCCGAUAAGGAAAUUCUGAGGAUUGCUGGUCCACUCGGAGCCGAUUUCACUGUCAAAGUGCAGUUUGCCAACGGAGCAGGCAGCGUGGUACAGUACAUCUACUACCAGCCCAUUGUCCAUCGCUGGAGAGAGACUGACUUCUUCCCUUGCUCCGUCACAUGUGGGGGAGGAUAUCAACUAACCUCAGCAGAGUGUUUUGACUUACGGAGCGGUCGGGUGGUUGUGGACCAGUACUGCCAUUAUUAUCCAGAGAACAUCAAACCGAAACCCAAACUGCAGGAGUGCAACAUGGAGCCUUGCUUGGCCAGUGAUGGCUACAAGCAAAUUAUGCCAUAUGACCUCUACCAUCCUCUUCCACGAUGGGAGAGCAGUCCCUGGACGGCCUGCUCCACAUCCUGUGGUGGAGGCAUCCAAAGUCGGUCAGUAUCUUGCGUGGAAGAGGACAUGCAGGGCAACAUCACUCCGACUGAGGAAUGGAAAUGCCUCUACUCACCCAAGACGGCUAUUCUGCAGCCCUGUAACAGUUUCGACUGCCCCACCUGGAUGGCACAGGAGUGGUCACCCUGCACAGUGACGUGCGGUCAGGGUCUGCGCUACAGGGUGGUAUUAUGCAUUGACCACAGGGGACUCCAUGCUGGAGGCUGCAACCCCACCACCAAACCUCACAUCAAAGAGGAGUGCCUGGUGACCGUACCCUGCUACAAGUCCAUAGAGACACUACCAGUUGAGGCGAAGCCACUAUGGCAUAAGCAGGCCAUACAACUGGAGGAAGAGAUGGCUGUGACUGAGGAACCCAACUUCAUCCCUGGACCCUGGCAGCCCUGCAGCAGGACAUGCGGAGCCGGGACGCAGCAGCGGGUCAUCAAGUGCCAGGUGCUGCUGUCCUUCUCGCAGAGAGUGGCCGACCUGCCCGAUGACGAGUGCGAGGGAGUGAAACCACCCACCACCCAGCCGUGCUACCGCGUUCCCUGCUCGGGUGUAUGGAGCCAAGGUAGAGACGGUGAAGAGGAGCAGGAGGAGGAAGAGGAGACGCAGCAAAAAGAUGAACUGUAUGACUGGGAGUAUGACGGUUUUACCCAGUGUUCAGAGAGUUGUGGAGGAGGUAUACAGGAGGCGGUUGUGAUAUGUUUGAAUAAGCAGACGAGGGCAGCGGCAGAAGACAACCUUUGUGAAAGCUCCCGUCAGCCACCGCAACUUCUCCGAGCUUGCGAAACUCAGCCUUGUCCGCCUAGAUGGGAAACAAAGCAGUGGAGUUUAUGCUCUGCUACCUGUGGAGUUGGUAUUAUGACCCGUACUGUGAUUUGUACUCAUCAUCCCUAUAAGGACAGCAACCAGACUGAGAUUUUGAGGGAUGAAAUGUGUCAGAUCCAAAAACCCAGUCCUGUCCAAGCCUGCAACCGCUUUGACUGUCCUCCUAUGUGGGACUCGGGUGAAUGGGGGCAGUGCUCCCUGAGCUGUGGGGGUGGAAUCCAGAGACGGAAGGUCCUGUGCAAACAGCGGUUGGCAGAUGGUAGCGUCCUGGAGCUGCCUGACUCUUUUUGCCCUUCCAAGAGCCCCGCAAACCAACAGCCCUGUGCAAACAUAGAGUGCCCACCUCAAUGGGUCAUAACAGACUGGUCACAGUGCUCGGUGUCCUGUGGAAAUGGCAUUCAGAGGCUACAGACAGUCUGCAUGAAACAAGGGGAAGAUGGGCGCCAAUGGAGUGUAGAUCUGAAGAACUGUUCCCUGAUGACUCGACCCAGGAACAUCCGUCCAUGUUCCCUCCGGCCCUGUGAAAAAUCAACCAGACUAGAGAAUGUCAAUUCGGAUCCCACCAUUCUGGCUCAAAAGAAGGUUUAUAUCCAGUGGAGGAAGGGAAAAAAGUUACCUUUGGUUGUGGGAGGCUUUGCCUACCUCCUUCCCUGGACAACUGUGGUCUUACGCUGCCCAACCCGCCACUUCCGCAAGGGCCACAUCCGAUGGUUCAAGGACGGGAAGCCCCUGGUCAGCAUUCCAAACAUCUCAAUAACAUCUCUAGGAUACAUUAAGAUUCAUCAGGUUCGUGAAUCUGAUGCUGGGAUAUACACAUGUGUAGCAGGCCAGGCAUGGGAAAAUUUGUUCCUGCAGGUCAUUGGCAGCAAGCAGAAGCUGUCUGUGCCAGAGAGAGUGGAGUCAUGGUUCCAUGCAAAUGCAAACAGAAAGAUUGGUCAGUCAGAUGUUGCCUCAAGAACAGAUGGAUUUCAAGAGUUACCCAGCUCUCUCAAGCAAUAUGACAAAGUCAUCAAGCAUUUGCUUAAACUCAGAGAGUCUCUCCAAGAUGAUAAAUUACAGUCCAGUGAAAAGAACAGGUCAACCCUGGAAGAUCAGAGGGGGACAUCUGAAUUUUCCAGCCCACUUUUACUCAUUGCUGAUACCCACAGGCUGGAUGAGAUUGCACACAGACUUUCUGAUGGCCUUCAAGGACCACAAGAAGAACAACUCAUAUCUCAGUUACUUAAUGAGCUCACUGUGAGGCAAGGUGAAGCCAAUGAGUCUGCUCUUCAUCCACCGGAAAGUGCAGAAUCAUCUCUGCAACAGCCCUUCCUUUACAAACCAAACAUCAAAGCUCACACAACUUGGCAAAGACGCCCGGCCAUAAUCCAGCGACCGAGGAGGGUUGGAGUGGCACCAUUGCCUGAAAUGAUAAUGCAUGUGGGAAUUCCAGUUUUGCUGCAGAAAAACGUUGCAAGUUUGGAGUUGAGGUGCGACGCACUGGGGAACCCAGAACCAACUCUGACCUGGACAAAGAAUGGAAAAAAGCUACAAUACAGUAGCAGGGUAGGCCUAUUGCCAUCCGGCUCCCUACGGAUUCAGUCGCCAAGCAAAUCAGAUGAGGGGCUGUACACCUGCACAGCCAGGAACCAUCUUGGAUCAACGUCUCUGUCCUCUUGGCUGCAGAUUCCAGCUGGUAAAAGAAGAAACUGUGUCCAAAGCAACACUCUGGGAGUGAACACGAUUUGCUCAGCGAAGCUGAACAGCAACCAGUCAGCUGAGCUUUGCCGUGGACAAGACUGCCCCUUCAGAUGGCGAGUGGCUCCUUGGUUACCUUGCUCAGCAAGUUGUGGAGGCGGGUUCCAAAGCAGGAGGGUGACCUGCGUAAAGGGUCCUGAUGACAGCGCUCGUGAGGUGGAGAGCCAGCACUGCCUUCGUACAGGAAAGCGGCCUUCUGACACCAGGCAGUGCAACCUUCUGCCAUGUGCCAGAUGGGCCACAACCGCCUGGGGGCCGUGUCACGGUCAAUGCGUGGGUGCCAGUUUGGCGACACAGCAUCGCCAUGUGUACUGCCAAGACACAAACGCCACCAAAGUCUCCACCAGAAGGUGCAGUGGGCUCAAAAGGCCUAGUUCCUUGAGGAACUGUUCUACUGAGGCAUGCGUGCUUCAGUGGCGCGUCGGUCCGUGGACACAGUGCACCGCCACCUGUGGACGCCACGGUUUCCAGUCACGUCAAGUAACCUGUGUGAACCGUCAAACUGGCAAGGCCGCGCGUGAGCAUCAUUGCAUGUGGAGGCCCCGCCCUCCCAGCUGGCAGCGGUGCAAUAUUUUGUCCUGCGGAAGAGGUUAGAUAAAGACUCAGGAGAGUGCCGGGACAGCACAAGGUACUGCGAGAAGGUCCGACAACUGGAGCUCUGCCAGCUGCCCCAGUUUAAGAGCCGCUGUUGUCAUUCCUGUAGAAACACCUGAAAUGAGAGUCAUGAACAUCUUGGAUCGGUCAUGGAAAAUGCCCAGGAAUCCAGCAGAGACUUGAAACCUCCCUGUCCUGUCCAAAAAACAGUUUAUGUUUGGGGCACCUCAGUUCAGAGGACUGUUUGGAUGGUCACAUCUGCAGCAGUUGUGGUCUGCCUUCUUCAAAAACACCUCGGCUGGCCUUGAAUUUGAAAAUGUUUGCAAAUGACAGCUUCAGUUUUACUUUUUUAGAAACAAAAAAAAACACCUGAAGUUAUGUCAGCAGCUUCCCAUUAUGAUGCAAUCAUGAUGAAACUACAUUUGUAUUUAAACCUCGGUUGAUUCAUGUCGAAAGGGGAACUCCAAAAUGUGUGUUAUUGGAGUUUUUGGGGCUUUUCUUGAAAACAUUUAAUUAACCGGGGUAAUAAAGAGAGUGAUGCUCUUGUGUUCCUUAAAGGGAAGGGAAAAUGAAACUGCACCAUCAUUGCAUACAUACUGUGUUAUAGUAUGAUGUAGUCACGGUAACAUCAUUCUUCCACUGCCAAAAUAUGGUGAUAAAGUCAAUCUUAUCAUGGAAUUGUGAUAACCACUGGAUCGUUUUAUAUAUGUAUUGGCCUUUUUACACCUUUUGGUUCAUUCAUGCAGUGUGACUCAACUGAAUUUACUGAUAUUGGGCAUUUGCCUUGAUUUUCAAUAAAAUGAGCUCAUGUGAAAGAUCUACAAAUGUAGGUCAUUUUGAUAAAUUUAUAUUUUUGAAUGGACGGAAUUAGGAUCACCGCUGUUUUGAAAACCUUUUUUAAUCAGAAUAAAGAGCAGACAUAAUUUAGAUUUUUGUUGCAUGAAUUGCACUAAGGCGUAUGACUGACGCAAAUCAACUUUUGAAAACGCAAAUAUAGCACUUAUUUUGCACUCAGAACUCAUCCAAGUCUUUGUUAAGAACAUGGCUGGUAGAGUUUUUUUUCCUCCUUGUAUGUAAAGUUACAUUGUUUAUACAGCAUAUAUGUAUAAGGUGAAUUUUAUAUUUUUUGAAAGAUUGUUGUCAAAAUGUCCCUUUAACCACUUUGUGAUAUUAAUUGCAUUUAAACAUGAUGUCAACCCUGCAGAAUUUUAAAACGGCCUCCACCAAAUGAGAGUCUUAUUUUGUAUAUUUUGCAUUCAUUUCAUAUUUGGAAAUAAUCCCAUUUCUAGCUAAAGCACAGUCCUGAGAGUUAAUGACCUCACAAUCCUUUCUUCUUCUGAUGGGGGGAAAAAAUUACUUCUGCUUCAAAUUGUAGUUUGAGGUCAAACCCACGUGGAAUUACUUUUAACCAUUAUUUAUGUAGGCAAUGCCUUAACAGGAGACUACUUGGCCUUUCAAGGAGAGGAAAAUAAUCAUGUUUUACUGAACUUAUGUACAAUAGAUAUGCAUUUUGCCUUUUAACUAUUUAUUUCCGUGUUUGUUCUUGUGCAUUUUUUUUUUUGUCAAAACAACAGGUUGGGAUUUGAGUAAGGGCAAUAAUGCUGGUUGUGCAUGCAAUGAGGACCCUCUGCUGGUGACCCGAUGUGUUGCUUUCUGCUCUCUAAUCAUUGAAUAAAAUCAAAUACAUUCCUCUUAUA